CUCCGACACAAGUAUUCAUGACAAAUAGCAUUGCUUUAAUAACGCUUGCGAAUUGAGACUAACCGUAGCGGGUACUUGAUAGCUAUCUGUUUCACCUUAUGUCUACACAGAGCAGAGCGAGAUGUGCGCAAGACCGCAGAGCAGCGCGGCUAUUUGUAAUAAAGGUUGCAAUUUAGUACCGGUAUGGAUGAUAUAGCUUUUUGGGGCCCUGGUUAGCGGGGCCCGUCGGGGUGCCAAUCGCGUGCCACUACCGUUAGAGUCCCCGCGUUUACAGCUCGGCUUACCGCUGUAAACACUCCCGAAGCUCCCUAGUUGCUCAUGAUGGAUUAUCGAGCACCUGUACGGGUUCAACUUGUCUCAACAAGCAUCGCACUUCAGCUUAUUAUCGCAGCAGCUGCGUUUACCUGCCAAGAUGAGAAGCAGCCAGGAUUGGGCGAAGCCGUAGCAACCACAUCUCUCGAGCUGUACGUGGCGUCUGCAGACCCUGACGUCCAUACGGUUUACAUUGCAAGCUCUAUCCGCAUGGAAGCAGGCGACUGGCAAGACCCGCUGGAAAUAUCACGGAACAUAACAUGGGCUGCUGCUCCGUGCGUCGUAGCGGCUGGCCUCCUGGCGGAAGUUGACGCAGCUGGACUGACAGCUGUCGCCAUGCUGUCACCCGGCGUGACAAUGACUUGGCAGUCUUUAGCUUUCCGCAAUGCGCUGCCACCUACCGGCUUUCUGGUUAGAGUCCUUGGCCCAACACACGGUCCGGGCACGGUGGUUCUCGGGGUGAACUCCGUGAUUGCGCGACGAGCGGGCGUGUAUCCAGCUGUUGGUUUGCCCGCCAACUGGAUAGCUUAUCGGGCUGCUGGUUUCCCAGGGACCAACCUUGUCACCUUGGGAGUGGCCCCUACUUGCUACCGGUCCACAAGCAACCCCUACGUUCCGUCUUGCUGGAAUGCAUCUGCGUUCUUCGUCGAUGUGGCCAAGGAUGUGCCGCUGCUGACAGGUAUCCUACCAGACGAUCCUGGACAGCAGCUAGGCGGCUACUCACUUCUCGCCCUGAAUGUAUCGUACAUCGUAGAGCACGUGGUCAGCGCCGCCUGUUACACCACCGCACGCUCGAUCGAACAGUGCAUUUUGGAGCUAGAAGCGCAACUAGACGCGGAAGCAGCAGCAGCUACAGCACUACCACCGCCCAUAGGAACAGAACCGCCAUUAGGAGACCUUUCAGGCGAAAUAUCGGGAUCGAUACUCGCAGCGCCGUCGCCGCCACCACAACCACCGCCGCCGGUGCUGCUCCCUGCUGCAUCCGGACCGCCGGGGAGAGCGGCAGGCGGGCCCCCUCCUGGAUCGGGGACGGUGGCGCCGUCGCCCGCUGUAGCAGCAGCACCGGCAUCACCACCUCCACCACCUCCGGGCCUAUUGACACCUCCGGUUGCGGUAGCGCCGUCGGUUCCUGUGGACUGGCAUCCGGCGGCGGUUCUGACGCCUGCGGCGCCUGGCAGCAGCCCGACCGCAGCGGCAGGAGGCUCCGGGCGGACGCAGAAGCAGACGGUAGUCACCAGCGUCUUGUCGACGACUGGAGUGCUGGUGCUCCUUGUCUCGGCUGCUUUCGCUCUGUUGGUGCUGGUGCGCCGGCGGCGACAGCAGCAGCCCAAACAGCAGCCAAAGCAACACCAGCCGCAGCCGCAGCAGUAUAAGGAUGAACCGCUGCAGCAAGUAAGCGGGCAGCAGCAACAGCAGCAAGGGCCAGUUGAAUGUGUGGGGGUGCUGCUGGAGGGAUGCACCUCGUCUGCAGACCAAGGCUGCUGCUCUCAGCCUGUGGUGACAAUGUCAGCAGCAGUUGCUGUCCCGUUUUCACAAACGGAGGCCACGGUGGAGGGUGAUUGCGUUGUCGUGGGCGAUGCGACCGGGCCUCAAUCGGUCUUGGAAGGCCAAAUCGCAAUCGAGGUGGGGGAAAGCGGCAAUGCGGAUUGCGGCCCGCCGGCUUCCAGCACCAAGCAGCACCAGCUGUGCUGUAGCAAAUGCGGAGUGGCGGCGACAACCAAAAGCAAGGAGAGUGUGUGGGGCGGUUGCGGCGAAUCCGAUCCUUGCAAACCCUCCACUACCAGCGGUUGCAUGCAGGCGCCUAGCCGGUAUGGUGGCUGCGGGGCCGCUGCUGAGCCCAGCAGCAGCACGGGAGCUUCAGUUAGGCCCUGCCAGGAAACGGCACAGGUUAUUAACAACAUUGGCGCCAGCCACGUUGGCAUCGGCAGCAACGAGCCUGACAACGGACAGGACAACGGCAGCUGCAUGGCUGCAAGUGACCCGUGGGUCACCUCGCAACCGGAGUUUUACUCGGCGGGUCCGGGUACCCAGCCGUGGGAGCCACCGCCUCUGCUGCCGCAGGGGGCUGAUGACGGGGACAGGAAGCAAGACGCUUCGGCAGCCGAGGCCGCGGGGAGCACGUUAGAGUCGGUUAUGCAUCAGCUGCAGGAGGCUCGAAAGACGCUGGCGACGUCGGGCGUGGCGGACAACCAGCUGACCAUCGACCGGCUGAUUGGCUCUGGGCACUAUGGCACGGUGUACCUAGGCACUUGGAAGGGGCUACGGGUGGCUGUGAAGACGUUGGUGUUUAGCAGCACCCACGUCAACAAGCAGCGGGCGCUUCAGGAGGCGGCGCUGUGCCAGCAGAUAUCCCAUCCCUGCAUCGUGGCCACGUAUGCGGUGGACAUCCAACCGCUGGUGGGCUUGUCAACGGGGCUUCCAGGGUCCAACGGCAACGACAACUGUGCUGGAGUACCGACCACACCAAAACAAUGCCUGCUGCAUCAGGGCUGUGGGGGCGUUGCUGCCGCCGCGGCAGCUGCACCUGCGGCUGCCGCUGCAGCUGCUGCCGGAGGAGCUGCUGCAGCGGGGGCUGCAAGGGCUACUGCUGCUGCUGCCGCAACAGCUACGGGGGCUUCAGGGCUGCGCACGAGCCUACCCAUCCUGGAAUGGCGGUUGCUCAUCCUGCAGGAGUACUGCGACGUGGGCCCGCUGACGCUGCUGGUGGCAAAGCGCUGGCUCAUAUCCCGGGUGCAGGGACCCCUAAUGCCGUACAUCCUAGAUCUGGCGUACGGCAUCGCCUCCGCGCUCGCCCACCUGCACGCGCGAAACAUCGUGCAUGGAGACCUGACCCCCAACAACGUGCUACUCAUGCGGGAGCCUUCCAGACCAUGUGGGCUGCUGCCAAAGGUCGCGGAUUUCGGUUUGAGUAUUGCACUGCCUGGGAACACAAGCCACAUGAGCAACCACCGACUGGGCACUCCCUUUUACAUGGCGCCGGAGGUGCAGAGCAAGGGUGUGGUCAGCUGCCGCAGCGACACGUACUCACUUGGGGUCAUCCUAUGGGAGCUCUACUCGGGCCGUUUCGUGUGCGAGAGGCAGCUGGACGGCUCCUUUGCGCAAUCGCCUGCCUUCCCCGCCUUCCCGCCCCACGCCCCGUCGGACUAUGUGGCGCUGUGCAUUGACUGCUUGGAUGCGGACCCGCAGCGGCGGCCUGCGGUGGCACGUGUGCUGUCCUCCCUGUCCACCAUGUACCGAGCAGGGACGAGGGCGGCGACGAGGGCGGCGAUGGGGGCGGCCGGGUUGGCGGAUGUGCUGGGCAUGCCGACAGCGGCAGGUGGGGCGGCUGGGAUUGCGGCGGCGGAGGCGGAGGCGUUACCGCCAGCAGCAGCAAUGAUGGAUUUCGCUGCAAGGCCGGCGGCGGCGGCCGUCAUGAGUAGAAUGGUCAUGGCAACAGCAGCGCCUAUUUCUGUCAAGGCUGCUGCUGCUGCGGCGGCAAAAGCAGCAGCAGGAGAAGGUGACGAAGACGAGCUCUGACCGUGACAACGACUCUGUUAGUGGUGAGGGUUUUUGACGCAAGUCUUGCUGACGCAAACUGCGCAGUGUGGGCCGAACAAGAGGUGCGAUACUCCGUGGCAUGAUUGGACGCGGCCGAGUCGCAGAACUGGCACGGGCGCUCCGUGCAGAAACCCUAGCGGUGAGCAUUUUAAAACCAUGUGUUUGUGGCGGCAUGGUGCGGCAGUGUUAGUGUUACUGACAAUGAUGAGUGUCCUGCCAUUUCCUCCUCCCUUUUAUGAUAUCUAGUAUACAUGCCAGGAGAAAGCAUCGUGGAAAAUAGUGUUGUUAGCAAUGAGCCGGCGAGGCUCUGUGGUGGUUGUUUCCUCCGUCUGUGUGCAGUACAGACGAGGGCAUUCACUGCACUGCCAAGCACUGUAGUCACUUACACCACCAUGACUGUUGCGAUGUGAACUGUCGUACACAGUACAUAUACGUGAUUGUGUGUGGAUUCUCGUGACCUGUUUGGGAUGCUCUGGACAAUAGCCAGCAAGGGAAAAUGGCAAAAGGGUAUGCGGGCUUUAGCUUCUUAGGCCCCGUACGAAAGUUGUGUGGUUUGUAGAGCGUUAAGUGCGUUUGGAAUCCUUCAAAAGGUGCUCGAAUUGUCACAACGUCACGUGUAUUGCGAUUUGCUCAUCUUCUUCAACACUCAUGGCUUCGCUUUGGGUUACAAGUGACUGCAGAUUUUAGGCACUGCAGGCAUCAAAUGUUGUUGUGGUUCUGUGAAGUUUACAAUCCUAAUGCGCUAGUACCGGUAUGCGUCCGUAGUGACAUAACAAUCCACCACACAUCAUCCACGUGGCAAGGAGCAUAUGCUUUUGGUGUUUUGUAGCUGGAAGCUUUUGCUGCCUUGCUAUGGUUCGUUUUGGAGCUGCCUUUUGGUUGGUCGGAGAGCGUUGUAGGGGUUUCGGUUAUGCCAUGGCGGCUCUCCUCUCUGCCGCUGAUCAUCCGCAUAUCACAUGUCACGCUGUGGCAGCGACCGAUACCGUAAAAACUACAUGCGUCAAGGCACCUGCCCUGAGCCUUUGUGAAUUGUUGUAGACGAUGAGAACUGUCUUUAUAGGCGCUGAACUGACGUUGCGUGAGAGAACCAGCACCCCAGUUGCGCGCGCGCGUGGCGGGGGUCGAGUCACGAGGGUUCGUUCAUUUUCAAUGUACCCGGACAACCAACGGUUACAACCAACUGCUGUUAGUCAUCGUGCGGGCCUUACUGUCAUGGUACUGACAGCUGGCAGCAAUUUCGCUAUUGGUGGUGUUGAUGGUGCUAGAGUCAAGCUUCGGUCUAUAGCCUCCGGCUGUUGUAUGUAUGGCGCGUUCUGUAUGCGCGCUUUGUUUUCCGUUGUGUUUGCGUUGGUGUACGGCUUUCCCUUUGACCAUAUUUGACCCCAAAGUGCUGUGAGUUACUACAUGACUACCCUAGUGGGAUAUAGCUUCUCAUGCUAUGGCGUGUUUCUGAAUGAGGGCCUGUUGCCGGGGCGUACCGGUACACUGAACUACUGGUAUCGUCGUCAGCGGAAAGCACGGCAUGCAUGGGUUGCCGUACACACGCACCGUUGCUUCAUGUGGUUGUUAUGGAGUGCUAAGACGGCUGGUUGCGGUGAUGUGCGGUAGGUAGUGGUGUUUCUGCACGGUUUGGUGGGCGUGGGGUGGGGUAGCACCCAUGCACCGACCGCAUGUUUGCUGGUUGUUCUGGAUGGCAUAAAGACAAAGAGAGGACAGGGGGGGGGUAAGAAAUUUUCUUAUAAACCCCAACCCGAAAUUUCCAAAGAGAAGGCCUCGGAGCCACCCACCCACCGCCAAGCGUGUCGUACAACCUGUAAACUAUGCCAAAA
This is a messenger RNA of Astrephomene gubernaculifera, 5678 nucleotides long. The record is from the annotation of a GenBank genome assembly. NCBI's taxonomy places the organism in Eukaryota, Viridiplantae, Chlorophyta, Chlorophyceae, Chlamydomonadales, Astrephomenaceae.